AUGCACGACACACCCUCAAAAUUCAUCGAGAUCCUCGAUCCCAACGACGCGCACCCGCGCAUCUCCGACUCAGACGUGCGCCUCGAGGACGUCCUCGCCGACCACGAAGCAACCAUCAGCCAGCCCCGUUCCUCCUCUACCUCCUCUCCCAAGCGCAGCCUGGACAAAGCCACUCUAAGCCGCGCCAACUCCACCUCCCCCACGCACCGCUGGAAGCGGCUCAGCAAUAUUCUUGUGCAGCAGCGCCGGAACUCUUAG
This is a messenger RNA of Penicillium lagena, 258 nucleotides long. RefSeq lists its product as uncharacterized. The transcript has a single exon. NCBI's taxonomy places the organism in Eukaryota, Fungi, Ascomycota, Eurotiomycetes, Eurotiales, Aspergillaceae. The record is from RefSeq and is a predicted model, not a curated record. The coding region runs from base 1 to 258 and encodes 85 amino acids.